GACACCGGAUUGCGUGAAUCUGUGUCGCGGAUUUCAGCUCGGAUUUUCGCCUCCGGCUCCAUCGCGUUGCGGGCGCCCUUUUCUGUGUGCGCUUGUAUCUGCUGUUCGUGAAAAAAAAAAGUGUCGUCGUUGCGAACCCUGUCUCUGGGAUACCCUUGACUGACGUCAUUCCCUUUGUAUAUGCUCAACAUAAGUUUUGUGCAUCAAACCGUUUCUAGUUAAAAAAUUUAAAGCAAAUUAAGAUAAAAGCUUGACUUGAUAUUUCUGGCAGCCCAGUUUGGAUGAACAUCGUGUGAUCAAAUAAUGAUGUAGAGUGUUAGAAGCGUCCGCGAACUAACACAAAGCAUUUGCUUGCUAUUGUAUAGUUUUGCUUCUGUGCUGUCAAAUGAGGUGUCAUAGAUAACAUAUCGUUUCUUCUACAUCGGGAUGUGCUGACGAGAGGACAGCAGAGAGGCCGCCCCGUAGUGGCAGGCCCCCAUGGGGACUUGUGUACCGUGGUCUCGUUGUGCGCGAUGGCUUCAGCGUCUUCAACGACGUGCGUUGUCGCCACCCGCUGUGGAUAUCGGCGGAGCUCAACGACGGAUAUCCGAGGACCCACUUCUUCCAACUGGCGACGGCGUUGUCCGCGAGCACUGAACACGGCUUCUGCGAACAUUGUGCUGCUCACAGCGCUGGCGCUCGUCUUCUCCGUGGCCGAAGUGUCGUCGAUGCAUUCGAGAGGCACUUCAAAGCGUCUGAUCGUGCGCGAAGGCCACCAGACGGAGUUGCCGUGCGACUUGCGUGACGCCUUGUCCAACGACUCACUCGCCUUCGUGCACUGGUACCACGCGCCUGAGCGAGACCUUCACAGCGGUUCCUCCGGCGCGGCAUCACCGCUCGGAUACGGAUUCCGUGCAGCGGCGGCCAGCCGCGAACCCAUUUACACUGUGGACUUCGGGCCGGACCCGACACUCAGUGGAGAGACAACAGUCGGAGCCACGGGUGGAAACGGUGCUUCUGGAGGACGUGGGAACAACUUACUGCAGGUCAGCCGCUCAGCCGGACAUGGAUGGAUCGGGCGAGCCUACUUUUCCAUCAUCGGCCACCCGGCCAGCCUUAAGGUGAACAGCGUACGCUUCGAGGACGCCGGCUUGUACACGUGCACAGCCGUGUACCGGGACGGCGCCCGCAGAAACUCGACGGUGCGUCUGCAUGUCGUCGCACCACCGGAACCACCCGUGAUACGAGACGGUGAAGGCAAUGAACUUCGAGGAACGAUUGGUCCCUUCAAUGAAGGCAGCACGCUAGCAUUAGUGUGCGUCGUUUAUGGAGGCAAGCCCAAGCCAACGCUUGUGUGGAGCGGCAUGCCGGACGGAAUGAUGGCCGAGGUGCGCCCUUCUUCGGAAGCGCAGCUCACCACUUCCACUCUGCUCAUCCACUCUCUGAGGAGAGAGGACCUGCGUUCGACACUCUACUGUACAGCGUCUAACAACAUAUCCUCGCCGGCUGACACCUCCGUCACGCUGGACCUCAACCUGCGUCCCACAUCAGUGAAGAUAAGGCGCACCGAGAUCCCGAUCUCGGCUGGCGUUCCUGCAGAGAUCGGCUGCGAAGUAUGGGGCUCCAGGCCAUCACCCGUGGUUACGUGGUGGAAGGGACUACGGGAACUCAAUCACACAUUCGUAUACUUGUCCACGGACGGCAAUAUGACCACGAGUGUGGUGUCGUUUACGCCCUCGAGAGACGACCACGGUUCAAGCCUCGCUUGCCGCGCCAAGAACCCGGCAAUGACCGAGAGCGUGGAGGAGGACACGUGGACCAUGAAUAUCCAGUACAAACCGAAGAUAUCACUGCAGCUGGGCACCAAGCUGAGCCUUGAGAACAUCCAGGAAAACAACGACGUGUACCUCGAAUGCCGCGCGGACGCCAACCCUCCGGUGGACGAAGUUGCCUGGCAGUUCAACGGCGACGAAUUGCAGGCCUCUGAGAAUGUGCUGGUCUCCAAGAACUUCCUCGUCAUUCAGCGAGUGCAGACGCACCACUCGGGCCUGUACUCUUGCAGCGCCGAGAACUCAGAAGGAAGGACGCAGGGAGAGACGCUUCAGCUGCGCGUCCAGCACGCCCCGCUCUGCAAGGCGAACCAGCACGUGGUGUACGCAGCUUCCCGGCACCAGGAAGUUGAAGUGCAUUGCGAGGUCGAAGCAGACCCGAGUAACGUCACCUUCGAGUGGCGCUUCAACAGCACGCUCCAGCAGCGCCCUCUCAAGAGCUUCUGGGUCGAGGGAACACGCAGCGUGGCCCGAUACAUCCCUCACAGCCACACCGAGUACGGGACCCUGCUCUGCACUGCCUCCAACCGGAUCGGCAAGCAGCGACAGCCGUGUCUCUUUCAUGUCGUCCAGGCAGCAGGACCUCCGGGGCCCGUAGAGAACUGCUCCAUCACGAACCAGACUGAGGGAUCACUGCACCUUGAGUGUCAGGCUGGCUCGGACGGUCAUCUGCCGGCGCACUUCGUCCUCUCCGUGCAUGAUGUGCUUACGGCCACUGUUGCCGCUAACUUCACAGCCGACAAACCAGAUUUUUGGGUUCACGACCUUCUUCCGGGCGUAGAGUACUUCUUAGUGAUAUCAUCUGUGAACGAGCGUGGCCGGAGUCCCGAGCUUACCAUUCUGCCCCCUAUUAUGCCCCUAGUGGGCAAGCUCACCAAGUCGGGCAGUGCAGCAAAAAUCUACUCGAACGUCUUGCUCAUCGCGGUUGUCGUGUCCGUGUCGCUUCUCUGCCUGUUGCCACUCAUCGUGUUUGCGGCGGUGAAGCUGAGGAGAAGUGACUUCUUCAACAAGAGUCGCGUGGCCAAGAAAGACAGCACAGAGAGCGACGCUUGUCCAUCUACGACGACCGCAAGUCCUCAAGAGGCCAUGCAGCUGCAGAUAUCCUCGGUUUACCCGAAGGAAGACAACCAAGUUUGGAUCGUUAAGAAGAGCACCGGCCUAUGAGCGUGGGACGUGCUGUGGCGACACUGUCCCCAGCGUGUAAUUUCGACGCAACAGGAUGCCAGCAUAGCACGGGCGGACUAGUGUGUCCUAUCUUGCGGCGUUGUACUGAUGCCUAUGACACUGCUUGACACUGAUGCCUAUGUAUGACUGGGCGUCAUUAACUGUGAUGUCUGUGUGUUGGAAGAACGAAACGAUGAAACCCUUGUUCUUCGAGGGACGUUGAUCGGUUGGUUCGCCUGAGUGAGACGCACUUCACAGUCUUUGCCAGACCGUGACAAUGAACAGGAGCAUGAAACAGUGGCGUGGAUGUGUGACGGACGCGUAAUAGAUGGCGCUCAAAAAACGUUGCUGGCCGUGUUGAUGAGUGAAAGUGAAAGUGUCGGAAGGCUCAUGGUUUCGCGUCUGCGCUUUAUAAGCAUAUUUGCUUAUGCUGACCUUCCUACCUGUGUGCCCAUUUCUGCGCUGAACUGAGCCGACAAGUGGCAACCGCGCCCCACGCGUGACGCGAUGACCCUGCUCAAGCGUGUGUGCCAUUGGAGGAUUGUGAAAAGCUCUGGACUGUUUCUGGAAUGCUCCACUGGGCAUGAGUGCCUCAGCCAGUGCACCUUCUGGGUUUCCCGGUCAUUGGAGAGGCAUCUGUUUGUGCUAAAAAAUAACAAAAAACUCUGAUAGUUGGGCACACUGUGCUCAGAUGCUCUGGAUUCGGAGAGCAGAGCAGCGCUCCGUAACAACCAACAUUUAAUUUGUAGAUGCUUGUGUCAUGAAUCACUAGUGACAGAGAGAAAGCGAUACUCACACAACACUGUGGCUUCUUGUAACUGCUCGCAUUUUCACACUACAAAGCGACGAAAGGAGAAAAAAAAAACACAUUGUGUGUUGUUCACUGCGACAUGUAAUUAUGCAUUGUAACGUGUCAUCGGGUAUUACCCUCACACGAUUUUGAAUAUUGUUUUGUUGUUCCCCCUCUUGGCCGUGUGUUCGGUGUUUUACAUAGCUCAAAUUCGUUCAAGUAAUUGUCUUAAUUUUGCUACUAUACUAGUUUUUAACAAAGAAGUUAUCGCUCAAUACCUAAUUAGGCAUGCUUACAAAAUAUUAAAAUAAGAUUAUGUGUAUGCGAUUGAAUAAUCACGUGAUGUAAAAGGACAGCUACAUAAGUACAUAUGCAGUAGCAACAAAUACAGCGUUGGUGGUGAAACGACAGGGAAUAGCUACUUCUUUUCAAAGUAAUUAAUGACUUGUGUGCAGGUUCGAACGAUACGGUAAUAAAUUGUAAGGAGCUUUCGCUUUUAGCAUUUUGUGUCAUUAAGCACUGUUAUUUAGUCAUCAAGAUAUAAUAAAAGCAAUAUGAGUGUUCUCUAUCGUGUUGCUCAAGAGCGCUUAUAGGGCACUAGAUGUAAAAUCGAAUUUGGUCUGUUCUUCUAGGCAUCCCAUCGAAUACACCAUACUGAAGUUGUCAGGCAGGCUGGCGCAUUUUGUAAGAAUACUUGUUUGGAUCAUAGUUUCGCGGCCUAGAAAAGACUGUUUUUUAUGUUUACAUUGAGCUCUUAAUCAUUCAUGAAAUGAUUUAGGAACUGCAAAACACGUCUUCGAAGUAAGCUGUUUCAGAAUCGGGCGCCUCCAACUUUUCUUUAUGAUACUGCAUUUUCCCGGAAAAAAAAUCUACUAGGACUCCGAGGGAAUGUCACAAGUAACAUAUGUAAAUAUCUUAUGAAAAACACCGGACCGUUUGUACAUAUUUCAAACUCACUUCGAUGAUAUCUUGCGCUUCGCCAGAUCUCCUGUCACAUGAGUCACACAAGUCUUAAGUAAAGAUUGUCAGAGGGAAGAGCUAAAACCAUGAAUGUAAAGAAGAAAGUGUGGUCGAAGAAUAUGAAAUUCAAAGCCAGAAGGAUAUUGAAACCGCAAAAAGUUGCACUGUUGAAUGAAAACGAAGUUUUGCUAUGAAAAACAAACGUUCUCUCGUUGCCUGUGCUGUACUACUUAUGUUUGUCGCUUUAAAAUGCUUGGGGAGAUGUUAUUUUUAUAUUCCCAGGGAUGUAUACACUCCUCGAGCUACAUGUGUCCUUCAAGCAUGCGAGACUGCAUUGCCUGCUUAGUGCAGGUAACUUGAUUUCCGCGUCUUUCUUCUUGCGUCAUGAGUGUGCGAGACAAGUUCGUUGAAGUUUGCCGUUGACAUGGACAACACCGUUUGUGUCAUCACCAGGUUGUAGUUAUCUUUACAUGAGUGUACUUAUCGUUAGACUGUUUCCACGAUUCGCGAUCUUUACGAAAAUUGUUGGGUGCGUCGGAGUGAUGGGUGGCUUAACUCGAGAAAAAGAGUAAUAAAACGCCGCUACCUAUACCGAGGGGGGGGGGGGGGGGGGGAGGGUGAGAGACAAGCGUUUGUUGGGGAACGCGUGUGUUCCUGUGGUGUGUGUGACGUUAUUAUUGUGCUGGAUUCACGCGUAUGUAUGAUAUGCUACAUUUGUAUGCGAGAUGUGUCACACCUGUUUGUUCUCAUCACCUUUCUUGUUUCAUUUCUUUAGUUAUUUUUUGUCGAAAUCGUUGACAAUAAAGUUGAAGUUGACUUUCAUGUUGCAUCGUACUCUAAAUGCGCUGUUAUCCGCGACCCAUGCGGAGAAUAGUGAUUUCUGGUUAAGCGUGACA
Rhipicephalus sanguineus (brown dog tick) is the source of this 5618-nucleotide messenger RNA. Its product is annotated as hemicentin-2. The transcript has 12 exons. The coding region runs from base 513 to 2972 and encodes 819 amino acids. Lineage: Eukaryota; Metazoa; Arthropoda; Arachnida; Ixodida; Ixodidae. Gene Ontology annotation, molecular function: protein binding. The record is from RefSeq and is a predicted model, not a curated record.